Colossoma macropomum (tambaqui) is the source of this 1717-nucleotide messenger RNA. It is a transcript of the gene nudt8, whose product is annotated as nudix (nucleoside diphosphate linked moiety X)-type motif 8. Lineage: Eukaryota; Metazoa; Chordata; Actinopteri; Characiformes; Serrasalmidae. The record is from RefSeq and is a predicted model, not a curated record. The transcript has 5 exons. Bases 144 to 1358 code for a protein of 404 amino acids. Gene Ontology annotation, molecular function: coenzyme A diphosphatase activity.
UGAGUCCUGCGGUUAAACGGGUAAACAGCACUGCACUGUUCAACUCCUCACUCAUUCAGCCCCCAAAAGUGGGGACUGUUUGAUGCAACUGGCAACCCGAGCAGCAGCCGGAAAAGCGUGGUGUAUGUCAGUCCUGUUCAAGGAUGUUUAGGAGUUCUCAGUUUGUGACUUCAUCAUGCCUCCUGGGGACGCAUAGGUCACUGCUUGUGACAGUAAAAGACUCACAAAAGCCAACUCUCAGGACGUUGUGCAAUAGCUCUCUCUCACAGUUUUGCCCUGUUAGUAGAGAGAAAGGACAUCAGUGGAAACAGCAUCAUAAGCAUGAGUCAUGGAACAGUGUUUGUAUUUCACAAAAAAUUCUUCACAAGUCUUUCUCCUGUCUUGUUAACACAAGCUGCUCUGUUAAACCUUCAGCCUUUUACUGUAAUGUGAUUCAUCAGGCAAAUGUGCUUAAAGGAGUCAGUUCUGACAUCCUAGCACAUUGUCUCAGAAACUCUGUUCCUAACAAGUGCCUUCUACCUGAAAACCAAACAGACAAACACAGAAGCUUAAUGGGUAAGUGGACAACACACCUAAACACCAGUAUCAAAAGUCAGAAGAGUUACCACACUGUUAUAGAGGCCACAUCCUGUAAAGACAAUUUCAGUAGGGCGUAUGAAUUAAGCAGAAGGCUCUGGAAUUCAAGCCCAUCAGAACGAAGCCAUUGUGGACUUCUGACAACCCACAUCCGUGGUUUGCACAAGAGAGUCCCACACCAGGCCACUCUAGAAGAGUGUCUAUCAGCAGAGAACGAGGCCCGCUGUAGAGGCCACCUGCAGCCCAACACUGCACUGUAUGAGAAGGAGAAGGGGAAAAUCUGGGCAGCUGUGCUGGUUUCUUUAUGCACAGUUGGAGGAGAUCCUUCUUUCCUCUUCACUCUGAGAUCCAGUAAACUGAGGGGAAGACACAAAGGAGAUGUCAGUUUUGCAGGAGGGAAGCGAGACCCCUCUGACAGUAAUGUUGUAGACACAGCACUGCGGGAAGCCAGGGAGGAACUGGGGAUUGCUGUGACUGAAAAUAAAGUGUGGGGGGUGCUGAAGCCACUGAGCGAUCGAUCAGGAAUGAUGGUAGCCCCUGUGUUAGCCCACCUUGGACCACUGGAGGCUCUAACAUUCCAGCCCAACCCAAGUGAGGUGGAGGAGAUCUUUACGCUGAGUGUAGCUCAUGUAUGCAACCCACAGAACCGAGGCUACACUCAUUUUCGCACUGGGGACCGUUAUGGCUACACUCUUCCUGUGUUUCACAAUGCUAAGUACAGAAUCUGGGGCCUGACUGCAGUAGCCUUGGACCACACACUUAAACUCAUUAUCCCGGUUUAGCAGCUCAACAGCCUGAUUCAACAACAUUCUACUCUGUGAAAGAGAUUUGGUUCAUUUACUUUGCUUUCGUGCAGAGGUAAUGGCCCCACUUCAGAAUGAAAUGAAUGAUGUUUUAGAAAUAACAGCCAGGACUGGUUCUCAACAUCACUGUUUGCAUCUGCUGAUGCAAACGUAAUUGACAGAAUAACAAUGCAAUGUUUAAAAAUAUUAGUGGUAUGUAUUGACAAUGGAAUGAAUUUUACUGAAAUAUCUUUAUUUGGAAAGCACUUAAUCAUGUCACACUACUACCAAGACAUGGCUUUGUACCUGACAAUGCAAUAAAGUUAUAUUUAAGAGAUAAAUUGCUACUUUAAUUUCAA